Messenger RNA from Symbiodinium pilosum, 1956 nucleotides. The record is from the annotation of a GenBank genome assembly. Lineage: Eukaryota; Dinophyceae; Suessiales; Symbiodiniaceae.
CCUCCGCUGGAGCUGGGACGUGCUACGCUGCAUGGCGUCAGCUUCCAUCUGCACUGCCAGUCCUCUGGAAAUGUGCAGCUCCAGGCACAAGUCAUCGCACCGUAUAGUGGCUCAGAUGUCUUUUACCUCUCCAUGGGAAGCUGCCCUUCGUGGAGGUGGUUUUUGCACUCUGGCUGGGGCACGAACUGUGCCGAGGAUGAGAAUUGUGCCUACCAAGACGAUCCGCGUUGGACAAUGGAGUCUGAGCCGUGCAAGUUGCAGGAGGGCAAGCAUUUCGUCACCUUCCGGCCAUCACAUCCAGGCGACCUCAAGCUGACUAGGCUGCGGCUGUCGAGUGGAUCAGAUUUUUGCUCGUUCGAGCCUCUCCCACCUGCCGCCACAACGACCACAACAACGUACACGACUCCACCGUACUUGCAAGGAGCUUGCCCUUCUGAAGCAGAGGAAGCGAGGGAUUUCAAUGACUGCCCCUUCCGAUACUAUGUUCUGGAGGUUCUUACAACUGCCGGAGAGGAGGCUGCGUGGAAGAUUGGCGAGCUGAGACUGUACCAUGUCAAUGCUCGUGGGCGGCUCCAGAAGUUCCCAAGCUCGAACGUACGGGCAGAGCUUAUCGAGGAUGAUGCAGAAACGCGCGGCUGCGAAGCCAGCAACGCUUCCAAUGCCUUUGACUUAUCUGUCUUGAGUGGUCUCUGUUCGCCGAGCCCCAUGGUCAAAUUGAGAUUAGACUUGGGCAAGCCGGUGGCCAUCACCAAAUAUACGGUUAUCAGCGCCAACGCCUCCUUCGGCUCCUUUGACCCUGCUUCCUGGAGGCUUUGGGGCUCAGCAGAUGGAAAGACAGCGAGCGACAUGAGUUCACUUUCCACAGCAGUGAAGUUGAGCGAGGUGUCCAAGGCGCACUUUCCUUCGGCUCGGUGGAUGUGUGAUCCUCCUUGGGGUGUGCCCCGCAAGCGAGGCUACCAAUGUCCGGCAACAACAACAAGCACAACUACGGAGGUGGAGGUGAUGACCACCACGACGUCAACAACAGCCAUGGUGAAGAAAGAUCGCUGCUUCUACAGAUACUAUGCGCUUCAGGUGCUGCAGGCCAACGAUGACAAGGCAACAGCGUGGCAAUUGGCAGAGAUUGAGCUCAGGCAGAAUGGAAAGGCCCUGCUUUUACCAAAAUCGCGUGGAGCAGCAUGGUUUGUCCAUGGGCGGGCAGCAAGGCCAGCCACCAUCCUCGAUGAUGGGACGGAAGCAUACAACGUCCUUGACGGAAACCUGGCAACGGUGGCGCAGCCGGAUGGAGGCUUCUCGGCCAACUACACGUCGCUGCAAGUGGCCCUUGGUCAACGUGUUCGCAUUCCUCGGAGCAGUUCCACAUUUGAUUACGCAGCGCCACAUUUCUGCAUGGACGACGAUGAGGACACGCGCUGUAGUACAGCCUGGAACGGAGGUGCUGGCGAGCUGAACCCGUGGUGGCAAGUGGAUCUUGGAAUCCGGGAGGCUGUGGAGAUUGUUGCGCUGCUCAGUCAUCCUGAUGGUUGCGAAGCUCGCUAUGGCGUUGAUGUUGGAGACCUGUGCACGCCUACCGGUGCCGUCGUCAGCAUCAGCGAUGUGUCCUGUGCAGGCCACGCCUGUCCUGGCGAGCCAUGCGGCAAAUUGGAGCUUAAGGGCAAGGACAACUGGUAUUACGUCUCUUGCGAAGGCAAGGUCGGCCGCUACGUGCAAGUCCAACUGAAGGGGCAGAGGGUGCUGAAUUUCCGCGAGUUUCGCCUCCUUGACAAGGAUGCGGUCACUGAUGUGGACCUGCCGCAGCCAGCGCAAAAGAUGGCCAUGGACCAUUUUGCCUCGCGGUCCCAAUUAAGGCGUGAGAUGCAACCACUUGUUUUUUCAGCAGUCUCAGCCUAUAUAGCGCUGCAAGCCGGGUGCCAGUCUUUCCAAAAUUUGUGGGAUGAUCUGUUCAACAUUGUUUAA